AAAGUGUAUGGUUCCAGCCCGAACACGGAUUUUGACUCCAGCUGCGAGUACUUUGCACGGACUGCUUUCACGUCACCCCGCCCGUCUGCCCGUCUCCUCCCUGCAAUCUUAUUGCGACCAUCUCUUUUGAGCGCAUCUGAACUGGAGAGAGAGAGAUACUAAAUAGAUUCAGGCACCAACAUUUACCUACCUGCUCGAGCGAAAUACGGGGAGGACGCUCAAGUACGCGCGCGUCCACGCGCACUCGCUGAGCAGCAAGACAAUAUAAGGCAAUAAAUAAAAACCAAAAUUGGAAUUUGAGUUUUCAACACGAAGGCUAUUCCUUAAAAAUAAAAAUAUAAGAAUACAGCUUUACUGAAAAAAGCAACAGCCAUGCAUCUGAACAGAGAAGAAGGGAACAGCAAAGGGUCUCUAUCUAUCAGUGUGUUCCUGGUAUCUCUGGGGCUGGCGGUGUGUGCCGUGUGGCUCGUAGCUCUGUGUGGAGUCUGCACCUGGUGUCAACGCAAACUGGGGAAGAGGAACAAGCCUGGGGUGGAGGCAGCCAGCACCCCAGAUUCAGUUCAGAUUCGUGGCCGAGGGGAAAACAAAGCCAUCAAUGAUCUAGACAGGGACUUUUGGAAUAACAAUGACAGCAGCAACGUGCAGCAGAGAUGGAGCUCCUAUCCGCCCAAGGAAUUCCUCUUAAACAUGUCCCCCUAUGCCCCGUAUGGAGACCCUCGCCUCACGCCCAAUGGGGUGGAGAAGGGGGAUGGAGGCGGGGCUGGGUGUGGGAGCGGGGCAGGUCCCAGUCGCAGUGACAGCGUGAGAAGCAUAGUGACGGGGCUGGGCCCUGGCAGCAAGGCUGGGCGCUGGCAGACGGUCCAGAGCCACAUGCACGCAGGAGGCCUGAGGCCCAGAAAUUUUGGGGACCCUUCCCUCUCGGCCGCCUCUACUCUGGAGCACAUUCCAUCCUCAGCAGCAGCCCGUCCUCGUCCCCUGGUGCGACAGCAGAGUCUCCAGCAGCCUCUCACCCACCAGCCCCCUCCGGGCCCCAAUGACCCCCCAGCCACCUCCCAGAGCCUGGGCCAGCUGCACACAGGGCUCGGGGGCGGGGGGCACCGGGGAGGCCCGCGGGGGGUGCGGGGGAGUCCGGCGGGGACAGGUGCUUCCCGGUACAGAGGAGCAGGAGGAGGACGCUCCAGGUCCAACCCAGGCAGCUGGGACCACAUGAUGGGACAGAUCCGCAACAGAGGACUGGAUGUCAAGUCUUUCCUUGAGGGGAAGAUGGUUGUUCUGUCUCUAGCGAUCGGGCUGGCUGAACAAGAUGACUUCGCCAACCUCCCAGAUCUACAGGAAGCACCAGCGUGCCAAGAAAACUCAACUCCACCGGACAAAUCAAGCAGGAGCCUGUGUAAACCUGGAACCCAGACUCCAGAUGAGGCAGGCCGCCUCGGGAACUCCUCCGUCACAGACCUGGCCAACUCUGUCACCACCAGCGACAUUCACAUGCUCUCUCCAGGCUCAGAAGAGGACACAGAAGGGCCUGUGGUUGAGAAGCUGGGCCGGAUUCAGUUCAGUGUGGGCUACAGCUUCCAGGACUCCACCCUGACCGUCAAGAUCCUCACGGGCCAGGAGCUCCCCGCCAAGGACUUCUCUGGCACCUCAGACCCCUUCGUCAAACUCUACCUGCUGCCUGACAAGAAGCACAAGCUGGAGACCAAGGUCAAGAGGAAGAACCUCAACCCUCGCUGGAACGAGACCUUCCUGUUUGAAGGGUUCCCCUAUGAGAAGGUGAUCCAGAGGACCCUCUAUAUGCAGGUGCUGGAUUACGAUCGUUUCAGCAGGAACGACCCCAUCGGGGAGGUGUCCAUUCCCCUUAACAAGGUGGACCUGGGCAACCAGCAGACCUACUGGAAGGAGCUGAAGCCCUGCAGCGACGGAAGCGGGAGUCGAGGAGACCUGCUGGUGUCACUAUGCUACAACCCUCAAGCCAACACCAUCACUGUGACCAUCAUCAAAGCCCGCAACCUCAAAGCCAUGGACAUUGGAGGCACCUCCGAUCCCUAUGUGAAGCUGUGGCUGAUGCACAAGGACAAGCGUGUGGAGAAGAAGAAGACGGUGACAAUGAAGUGCUGUCUGAACCCCGUGUUCAACGAGUCCUUCCCCUUCGACGUCCCCGCCCACGUGCUCCGAGAGACCACCAUCAUCAUCACCGUCAUGGACAAGGACAAGCUCAGUCGCAACGACGUCAUCGGCAAGAUCUAUCUCUCGUGGAAGAGUGGUCCGGCGGAGGUGAAGCACUGGAAGGACAUGAUGGGUAAACCUCGUAAUGCCGUGCAGCAGUGGCAUGCCCUCAAGGCCUGAUACUGUAGGUCCUUCACAUCCACCCAGACCAUCCCAGCCCCCUGCCCUGCCCUGCCCUCCCACCCUAUCGUUAUGCACAAGGCUGACUCGCUGCAGAACAUGGGUACAAAUAGCCAUCCAACGCAUCCACCCUACGCAUCCACCCUCUCCUCCUGCCUGUCCUCUCUCAGAUCCCUAAUGAACUUCUCCUUCCUCUACUCCCCUCUGUUAAGCCGGGUCCUUUCUGAGUCUUGUUGCUUUUAAGUUUUCUCUCAACCGUUGUUUUUUCUCCUUGGUCCACCUUUACUCUGUUUUACUCUGGAGCAGCACACUCUGCCAGCCCUAGGGUGAGCCCCAGGAAUCCAGUUCCUCCAUUCAUCCUGUGUCUCUCCAUCGUGGCAGUGAGGGGAGGCUUCUUCUCUCCCUAAUCACUGCUCUCUCUGUUGUCAGAAGCGAUCUGGUUGGCUGUUCAUUAUUGUUUUUUGCUUCCCACGUUGACCCUUUGGUCCGUUCUCUUCUGCAAACACACAGAGAAUAUAACAGGAAGGAUCGAUAGAGAGAGAGAGAGAGGCAAACCAAUGGAAUAGAAGAGGGAUGGACUGUCUGGAUGAUAAUGGAAUUAGACGUGACACUGUCACUCCACCCCGUUCAUCAUCUCUGAUCUCUUUCUCUCCCACCGCUGUAGUGAUUCUUCCCUGGCUGGACCCCCUUGUUGUCUGUGCGUGCUGUGGGUGAUGUGCUGUAACUCCAAAUGAAGUUCUAGAUGAAAAAAGGAGAAAAUGACUGAUCAUUUACACUGGUCCAUGGGGGAAAUGUAAAAAGACGUUCCUAUUUUCUGGAGAGAAAAAAAAGAAUAAUGACAGAAAAAGAGUAAAGUGAUCAAUGUUGUGUUUUGUUUUUAAAAAGCCUAAAGAGACCAAUCAAAAUGUUCUUCCAGAGACAGUAAAUAGAAGCAAAAAGACCGCUAUUAUUCUGUCGAAUUCUCUCUGUGUGUGUGUGUGUGUGCGUGUGCGCGUGCGUGUGCGUCAGUGAAAGUUAGAGCGUGAAUGCGAGUGCAAGUGUGUGAAAGUAUUGGGCUUGCACUGCUAUCAAAUGAAUAACAACAAUAUUACUGAUAAUAAUGAUGACAAUAAUAAUCAUCAGUAUUCUACUGGAUAUGUUUGAAGACUUGGAGAGGUCACAGCAGCUAAGCAGUGACAGAGGGAGAGGGGUACAGUCUGUGGGGUAGUGCCUGGUGUGGAACGGUAAGCAGAGGAGGAACUUGACAUGAACCACCAGUCUUCAUCUGAGCUGCUUUCUCUCAAUUGCAUCAUCCACUGCAGAUAACCAUAAAUAAAUGCCCCUCUCCCAACCAAGUCAGUUUAGUUUAUAAUGGAGCACUAAGCCAAAUGAUCUUGUCCCCAUCAAGGUUUAUAACGUUACCUGUUUGUCUCUGUCAGUAAUUUUCUGUAAUUCUGCCUGUCUAUUGGAAUGUGUGUCUGUUACGUCAGUUAGUCUGUUCCAUUACUGGCCAAACCACCUCUGCUCUGUCCUGCUCCUGAUGUUAGAUAGUUAGGGUGUUAGUGGGUCUUCAGGACCACGGCUGUUCCAUUACUGGCCAAACCCCCUCUGCUCUGUCCUGCUCCUGAUGUUAGAUAGUUAGGGUGUUCGUGGGUCUUCAGGACCAGGGAUAUUCCAUUACAGACCAAACCCCCUCUGCUCUGUCCUAUUCCUGAUGUUAGGGUGUUCGUGGGUCUUCAGGACCAGCCUGUUCCAUUACUGGCCAGACCCCCUCUGCUCUGUUCUGCUCCUGAUGUUAGAUAGUUAGGGUGUUAGUGGGUCUUCAGGACCAGGCUGUUCCAUUACUGGCCAGACCCCCUCUGCUCUGUUCUGCUCCUGAUGUCAUCCUGGUGUGACCUGUUCCAAGCUUAAGUCUCUCUCUCAUCACACAAUGGGCUGAAGGAUAGCUACAAGAGUAAUAAUAUCAACUAAACCUAUUUUCUGUUUACAUUUGACUGUUUAUUUGUGUCUACUGAAUGUGUGUGUGUGUGUGUGUGUGUGUUUGCAACGUGUGUAUGAGUGUGUCAACAUCUGACUGUUAGUUUGUGUGUUUGUAUUUACGGUGUAUGUAUGUGUGCUCGGUGUUGCCAUUUUUAUUUUCUUAAUAUCGAAUCUGUUUUGUUGGCUGUUUUUAUUCUGUAUAAAGUCAUUUAGAUGUUCAGUUAAUUAUUUAUGUUGUCGCUGAUCGCUAAGAAGAAGACGCUAAUGAUUACUGGGAUGUUGGAACGUGACAAAGGGCAUGUGUCUACUUUCUAUUUGUUGGGGUUUUAUGGGUUGGUUGGGGAGGGGGCCAUAGACAUUCGAGAGUCUUGAGUGAAGAGAGAAGGAAAGACAAGGGAGCGGGGAGCUCAUUACAUCUGACAAUACCACAUACAGUAUAUUUUAUUCUAGCCCUCUUCUGUUGGGCAGAGGGACUGUUCAAUCAGGCCUGUGUGCAUCAGGGGCCUUGUGUUCUGGUUUAUCAUUUAAUAGGUGGCUUACAGAACCACAACACGCUGUCCCUCCGCUCUAGGUCUGGCCCAACAAUCUGUCCCUCCCCUCUAGGUCUGGCCCAACACGCUGUCCCUCCGCUCUAGGUCUGGCCCAACAGUCUGUCCCACCGCUCUAGGUCUGGCCCAACAUUCUAUCCCUCCGCUCUAGGUCUGGCCCAACACGCUGUCCAUCCGCUCUAGGUCUGGCCCAACACGCUGUCCCUCCGCUCAAGUUCUGGCCCAGCACGCUGUCCCUCCGCUCUAGGUCUGGCCCAACAUGCUGUCCCUCUGCUCUAGGUCUGGCCCAACACGCUGUCCCUCUGCUCUAGGACUGGCCCAACACACUGUCCCUCCGCUCUAGGUCUGGCCCAACAUGCUGUCCCUCUGCUCUAGGUCUGGCCCAACACGCUGUCCCUCUGCUCUAGGUCUGGCCCAACACACUGUCCCUCCACUCUACGACUGGCCCAACACGCUGUCCCUCCGCUCUACGUCUGGCCCAACACGCUGUCCCUCCGCUCUACGUCUGGCCCAACACGCUGUCCCUCCGCUCUAGGUCUGGCACAAUAAUCUGUCCCUCCGCUCUAGGUCUGGCCCAACACGCUGUCCCUCCGCUCUAGGACUGGCCCAACAUACUGUCCCUCCGCUCUAGGUCUGGCCCAACACGCUGUCCCUCCGCUCAAGUUCUGGCCCAACACGCUGUCCCUCCGCUCUAGGACUGGCCCAACAUACUGUCCCUCCGCUCUAGGUCUGGCCCAACACGCUGUCCCUCCGCUCUAGGUCUGGCCCAACACGCUGUCCCUACGCUCUAGGUCUGGCCCAACACGCUGUCCCUACGCUCUAGGACUGGCCCAACACGCUGUCCCUCCGCUCUAGGUCUGGCCCAACACGCUGUCCCUCCGCUCUAGGUCUGGCCCAACACGCUGUCCCUCCGCUCUAGGACUGGCCCAACACGCUGUCCCUCCGCUCUAGGACUGGCCCAACACACUGUCCCUCCGCUCUAGGUCUGGCCCAACACACUGUCCCUCCCCUCUAGGUCUGGCCCAGCACGCUGUCCCUCCGCUCUAGGACUGGCCCAACACGCUGUUCCUCCACUCUAGGACUGGCCCAACACGCUGUCCCUCCGCUCUAGGUCUGGCCCAGCACGCUGUCCCUCCGCUCUAGGACUGGCCCAACACGCUGUCCCUCCGCUCUAGGUCUGGCCCAACACGUCCCUCCGCUCUAGGUCUGGCCCAACACACUGUCCCUCCGCUCUAGGUCUGGCCCAACACGCUGUCCCUCCGCUCUAGGUCUGGCCCAGCAUGCUGUCCCUCCGCUCUAGGUCUGGCUCAACACGCUGUCCCUCCGCUCUAGGUCUGGCCCAACACGCUGUCCCUCCGCUCUAGGACUGGCCCAACACGCUGUCCCUCCGCUCUAGGACUGGCCCAACACACUGUCCCUCCGCUCUAGGUCUGGCCCAACACACUGUCCCUCCCCUCUAGGUCUGGCCCAGCACGCUGUCCCUCCGCUCUAGGACUGGCCCAACACGCUGUUCCUCCACUCUAGGACUGGCCCAACACGCUGUCCCUCCGCUCUAGGUCUGGCCCAGCACGCUGUCCCUCCGCUCUAGGACUGGCCCAACACGCUGUCCCUCCGCUCUAGGUCUGGCCCAACACGUCCCUCCGCUCUAG
Messenger RNA from Oncorhynchus kisutch (coho salmon), 6499 nucleotides. Its product is annotated as synaptotagmin-7. Lineage: Eukaryota; Metazoa; Chordata; Actinopteri; Salmoniformes; Salmonidae. The transcript is spliced from 15 exons. Gene Ontology annotation, biological process: vesicle fusion; calcium ion-regulated exocytosis of neurotransmitter. Gene Ontology annotation, molecular function: calcium ion binding; SNARE binding; calcium-dependent phospholipid binding. Bases 373 to 2343 code for a protein of 656 amino acids. Gene Ontology annotation, cellular component: synapse; axon; synaptic vesicle. The record is from RefSeq and is a predicted model, not a curated record.